Molecule: messenger RNA, 895 nt
Organism: Helicoverpa zea (corn earworm)
Lineage: Eukaryota; Metazoa; Arthropoda; Insecta; Lepidoptera; Noctuidae
Product: superoxide dismutase [Cu-Zn]-like
Exons: 4
Coding region: 90-809 (239 amino acids)
Biological process (GO): removal of superoxide radicals
Molecular function (GO): copper ion binding
Source: RefSeq, a predicted model, not a curated record
CUCAACCGCUUGAGAAGUUCACACGCGAAAAAACUAAAUACUUAUAUAAAAAUUUACAUAAAUAAAACCCUAAUAAGUUAUUGGUAAAAAUGAAUUUAAGACUCCAUGUGUUUUUCGGCCAGUUCUUAUGGCUACUGGCUGCUUUAAACGGGAAGACUAUCCAAGGUAUACCGGGGUAUGGACGUAACCUUCUUAUCAAGACUUUACCAGCUAUCGAAGAUUAUCAGAGCAAUAUUUACGAAGUUUUCAUGGAACCUUAUUUGUAUGAAUUCGGUCACCAAGUCCUCCCGCCUGGAAAUCGAGCAGAAAAACAAAUAGAAUAUGUCAUCCCACAAAGAUCACCAGGACUCCAAGCGAUAGUGCACCUGCAAGCUGACGAGGAGUCAGGAGUGGAAGGUGACCUGAUCUUCACGCAGGUGGUGCCGAACGGGCCCGUCACCAUUGAGGGCAACAUCACAGGGCUGGCUGCUGGCCUCCAUGGUAUUCAUGUGCAUCAAACUGGUGCUGUUAAGGAUGACUGCAAGGAGAUUGGACCACAUUUCCUCGCCUUUUAUGGUCGUCACGGAGGACCCCGUGAUAACGUCCGUCACGUUGGCGACCUUGGCAACAUAAAGGCAGAAGAAGGACCAGUGACCGUCAGAAUUAUCGAUCACCUCAUCUCUUUAGCUGGCCCGCGGUCCAUAGUCGGUCGCUCUUUAGCCAUUUCUAAAGGCGAAGAUGACUAUGGAAGGGCGAGCACGGAGGAUAGUGCCCUCACAGGAACGUCUGGGCCCGCCAUAGCUUGUGGCAUUAUUGGAUACUUACACUGAUUUCUGCUUGACAUUUUAUUCUUUUUUUUAUAUAUUUUUUUUUUACUUUGUGUUUGUUAAUAUAAGAAUGUAUUUGUUUGUGGUAA